Vitis riparia (riverbank grape) is the source of this 2645-nucleotide messenger RNA. RefSeq names its product glucose-1-phosphate adenylyltransferase large subunit 1-like. Gene Ontology annotation, molecular function: glucose-1-phosphate adenylyltransferase activity. The transcript has 14 exons. NCBI's taxonomy places the organism in Eukaryota, Viridiplantae, Streptophyta, Magnoliopsida, Vitales, Vitaceae. The record is from RefSeq and is a predicted model, not a curated record. The coding region runs from base 623 to 2206 and encodes 527 amino acids. Gene Ontology annotation, biological process: glycogen biosynthetic process.
UUAUGCGAUAAAGGCCAAUACUGCUGGAUUUCUCGUGAGGGCUCACGAGCCAAUAAAGCUUACCGCUUCUCCUUCCUUCAACAUCAUUCACGCAUUUCACUCCUAAUCUCCCUCCUGAUCUCAUUUUCGACAAUCUAAAACCUCUCUUGUCUCUCUCAUCAUUUCUAUCAAAACACGUAGUUGUUCUUCUUCUUGAAGCCACCUUUUGAGUUUUUAUGGGUUAUUUUUGUCAAAUUUCUGGUUCUUGAGCAUCUGGGUGGUUGAGUUCUUGGUUUCUUGGGAAUUAUUGUGAUCUGGGUGCUUGAGUUUUUGGUUUCUUGGGAAUUUUUAUGAUCUGGGUACUUGAGUUCUCCCAAGAUAUUUCACCAGCUUGCUAGAUUCAGCUUUGGUUUUGCUACCUUCUUUUGGGGGUUGCUUAGGUUGAGUUCUUUUGUAUUAUUCUAUGCAUGUUACUUUGAAUAUGUGGCACAACUGUCGGUGUAUUUCUUUUUAAUUCCUACCAUCUUUGUGUGAUCUAUACUUUACUUGUUUACUUAGACUACUUUAUUCAAAUUUAGGUUCUGUACUUAGUCAGUACCUUCUUUCUAAUCCAAGGGGUAGUUUUAGGAGUGGGGCAACUAUAAUGGAUUCUUGCUGUGUGACCUUCAAAGCCAAAGCUCAUCUGGCAAAAGCAAGCAGAGGUGGACUCAGCAAUGGAGAUAAUGAAUUUUGGGGAGAGAGGAUCAGGGGUAGUCUGAAUAACAGUGGUUGGGUUAGUCAGUUGGCUAAGGGUUUGAAAACAGAGAAGAGGCCCAGAAAGAUCAAGCCUGGGGUUGCUUGCUCUGUUAUUACAUCAAACAAUGGCAAAGAGACUGUGACUAUUCAAGCACCAAUAUUUGAAAGAAGAAGAGCAGACCCUAAAAAUGUAGCCUCCAUCAUACUGGGGGGAGGUGCAGGGACUCAACUCUUUCCUCUUACCAUCAGACAAGCCACGCCCGCUGUUCCAGUUGGAGGAUGCUAUAGGCUUAUAGAUAUUCCGAUGAGCAACUGUAUUAACAGCAACAUAAACAAGAUAUUUAUACUCACCCAGUUCAACUCUGCUUCCCUCAAUCGUCACAUUGCUCGAACAUAUUUUGGAAAUGGAGUGAGUUUUGGGGAUGGAUUUGUGGAGGUUCUUGCUGCCACUCAAACACCAGGGGAGGCAGGAAUGAAAUGGUUCGAGGGAACUGCCGAUGCUGUGAGAAAAUUUAUUUGGGUAUUUGAGGAUGCAAAGAACAAGAACAUUGAGAAUAUUCUGAUCUUGUCUGGUGAUCACCUUUACCGCAUGGAUUAUAUGGACUUAGUUCAGAAUCACAUCGACAGAAAAGCUGAUAUAACGGUUUCAUGUGUACCUGUGGGUGAAAGCCGUGCAUCAGAUUAUGGAUUAUUGAAGAUGGACAACAGAGGCCGAAUUAUCCAGUUUGCUGAAAAACCCAAGGGUGCUGAUCUGAAAGCAAUGAAAGUAGAUACCACUCGCCUAGGGCUGUCUCCACAAGAAGCCAUGAAAUCACCAUAUAUUGCAUCAAUGGGAGUAUAUGUAUUUAGGACAGAUAUUUUGUUAAAUCUUCUGAGAUGGAGAUAUCCUACAUCCAAUGACUUUGGAUCUGAAAUCAUCCCCUUAGCCGUGAUGGAGCACAAUGUCGAGGCAUUUUUAUUCAGAGACUACUGGGAGGACAUUGGAACUAUAAAAACAUUCUAUGAAGCUAACAUGGGCCUCACUGAGGAGUUUCCAAAGUUUGAAUUUUAUAAUCCAAAGACUCCCAUUUUCACAUCUCCUCGGUUCUUGCCACCAACCAAAAUUGAGCAAUGUCAGGUUGUGGAUGCAAUCAUCUCACAUGGGUGUUUCUUGCGUGAGUGUAGUGUCAAACACUCUAUAGUGGGUGAACGCUCACGUUUAGACUAUGGUGUAGAGCUCAAGGAUACCUUGAUGAUGGGUGCUGACUAUUACCAAACAGAAUCAGAAAUUGCAUCUUUGCUGGCAGAGGGGAACGUUCCAAUAGGGAUAGGGAGGAAUACGAAAAUCAGAAACUGUAUAAUUGACAAGAAUGCCAAGAUAGGAAAAGACGCCGUCAUUGUGAAUAAAGAUGGUGUUCAAGAAGCAGACAGGCCAGAUGACGGAUUCUACAUUCGAUCUGGAAUCACCAUCAUACUGGAGAAGGCAACAAUCAAGGAUGGCACAGUUAUCUAAAAGGUUCUCAAGCACUUGUAUGGACUUGUAUAAGAGUGUAGUUUGGAAGACAAUGUAAAGCAGUCUGCAUGUGGCUGCAGGAAAAGCCAAGACGAUGGCGGCAGCACUACAUUCUCAAUAAGAAGCAAGUGGUAUCUGUCCUGAAUGUAGAUUAGAACUUCCUCCUUUUGUAUGUAAAAAUUGAGCCUAUAACGGCUCCUAGGUGAGAGAAGUUCUGUAAUAAAGAAAAGGGCUGGCUGGGCUGAUCGGCUGCUUUCUUUCUUUCUUUUUUUCUUUGUUUGUUUGUAGAGGAGCCCAUCCAUAGAAGAGAGCUUAAGCUCAAAAAACUUUUGCUUCUGAUGAGGGAUAACAAUAAGGAGUCAACUUGAUCCUUGUAUUAAACUUUCUGUCCUUGAUAAUGAACAAAUAGCUCCACAACUACCUGAUUGCCUAUCUAAAA